Eleginops maclovinus (Patagonian blennie) is the source of this 3116-nucleotide messenger RNA. RefSeq names its product E3 ubiquitin-protein ligase TRIM39-like. The transcript is spliced from 2 exons. NCBI's taxonomy places the organism in Eukaryota, Metazoa, Chordata, Actinopteri, Perciformes, Eleginopidae. The record is from RefSeq and is a predicted model, not a curated record. The coding region runs from base 308 to 1954 and encodes 548 amino acids. Gene Ontology annotation, molecular function: protein binding; zinc ion binding.
UUUUGGAAGUGGUAUUCACUUUUUUUUUUACACAAAUGUCUUAGUUGCUACCAUCAAAUAAUAUUAAACCUCUUCUGUGCCAAAUGUCUGUAACUCUAAUCCUGUCUGAAGGAGUACACAAACAGAGCAGCUGUAAGAGGAGGAGCAACACUGGAGGAGAGAGAGCUGCAACGCACUUUCCAGAAAUGAAACUUAUCGUUUGUCAGAGCAGCAGUGGAGACACAACUCUGGAUUUUCUGUCCGAAAGACGAUUAAACUGAAUUUUUCAGUCCUCUCUCAACAAUUUACUGAAAUACUGUUUGUAGACAUGUCUUCUGUCAGCUGUCUGCUAUCCGAAGAACACUUUCGGUGCUCCAUCUGUCUGGAUGUGUUCACUGAUCCAGUCAGCACACCAUGUGGACAUAACUUCUGCAAAAGCUGCAUCACCAAACACUGGGAUAUUAAUUACAGGUGUCCCUUGUGCAAUGAGGGUUUUAAAAAAAGACCUUUUUUGAGGGUCAACACUUUGUUCUCUGAGAUGGUCGCUGAGUUCAGACACUCGGCUCAACAAAAAGCCAACCGCAAACGGUCACAGCAACAUGUCUUCAAUCCAGUAGAUGUUUCUUGUGAGUUUUGCACUGGAACUAAACUGAAGGCCCUAAAGUCCUGCCUAGUGUGUCUGGCCUCCUACUGUGAGACUCACCUGGAGCCUCAUUUCACUGUGUCAGGCCUGAAAAGACAUCAGCUGAUCGACCCUGUGGAGAACCUGGAAGACAGGAUGUGUGUAAAGCACGGUAAACCUCUGGAGCUGUUCUGUAAGACCGACCAGACAUUUGUCUGCAUGCACUGCUCUGCUUUAGACCACAAGAUGCAUGUGUUUGUUCCUCUGAAAGACGAAUAUGAAGACAAGAAGGUUGAGCUGGUGAAGACGGAGGUUAAAAUUCAGGAUAUGAUCGAGAAGAGACGAGUAAAGAUUGAGGUGAUCAAACGCUCAGUAAAGUGUAGUACGGAAAGUGCGCAAAUGGAGCUAUCAGAAGGGGUUGAGGUCUUCAAUUCUCUGAACAAGUUUCUUGAGAGAGGCCUGAAUGAGCUCUACAAAACAAUAGGAGAGAAGGUUACAACAACACAGAAACAGGCUGAAGGCCUCAUCAAAGAGCUGGAGCAGGAAAUAUCUGAUCUGAAGAAGAGAAACACUGACGUGGGGCAGGUCACGCGCUCAGAAGACCACCUCCUUGUUCUCCGAAGCUUCCCGUUACUGAAAGCUGUUCCUCCCACAAAGGACUGGAUGAAGGUCAACGUCCAUGCACCUUCAUAUGAGAAAACUGUGGAGGGGGCCUUGAUUCAGCUGGAGGAGACACUUAACAAAGAGACGAAGAAGCUGCUCGGUGAGGCUGAGCUGAAGAGGGUCCAGAAGUACGCAGUAAAUGUGACUCUUGAUCCUCAAACAGCACAUCCUGAACUCAUCCUGACUCCUGAUAGGAAGCAAGUGAGUCAUGGUGAUGUGAGGAAGAAUCUCCCAGACAACCCAGAGAGAUUUUCUCAUUAUAAUUUUGUUUUGGGGGAGCAGAGUUUCACGGCAGGGUUUCCAGGCAGAUUUUACUACGAGGUUCAGGUUCAAGGGAAGCCUAAAUGGAAUUUCGGAGUGGUCAGGAAGUCGAUCAACAGGAAGGGAGAGGUCAAAAUGAAGCCUCGGGAGGGUUAUUGGACUAUAUGUUUGAGAGGAAAUGAGUACAAAGCUCUUGAUGAUCCUUCAGUCCUUCUCUCUCUGAAGUCUCAGCCUCAGAAGGUGGGGGUGUUUGUGAGUUAUUCAGAAGGUCUUGUCUCCUUUUAUGACGUAGAUGCUGCAGCUCUUAUCUACUCCUUCACUGGCUGCACCUUCACCGAGAAACUCUUCCCAUUCUUCAGUCCCUGUAGGAACGACGGGGGCAAUAAUGCUGCCCCUCUGAUCAUCCGUCCUGUCAAUCAAAACACCUGAUCUUUGGGAUCAGCAUUUUGAGCAAUGCAAAUGAGGAAUUGCCAACAAUAUGUUAACAUACAGUGUGAAUAUUAAUAUGUGCAUAAACAUGCCAGACAAAAUGUUCAUACUAAAAUAGGCAUAGUGAUCAAUACUGGUAUGCCAAUGUAUUAUAGAAGAAAAAGUGCUUAAUUCUUAUAAAAUGACAGCAUAAAAUUACAUAUUCAGUUGAAAUGUUAUCUGAAUUUGAUUGACCAUCGUCUGUAAAUCAUACGAGGGGACUGUAGUAAAAAAAAUGGUUAUUGUACAAAAUGUGUUUUUUUUUUACUAUAAUUUUAAGGAUCCUUGAGGAGAGAAUUGAUUUGUUCAGUGGUUUUUAUUAUGGAGAAAGGAUGUAAUAAUAAGUAACAUUGAUUUAUUGCUGGACUGGGGAUGCAAUUGUACUGGGGCGGUGGUGGCAAAGUGGUUAGGGGCUUGUCACCAGUUCAAGUUCCUCAAUUUCCCUCGGGAUAAAUAAAGCUUCUUGAAUCUUGAAUCUUGAAGUCCCCGAAAGACCAAGUGCUACCGUGGUGUCCCUGAGCAAGGACACCGUUCCCUACGCUGCUCCCCGGGCGCUGUACAUAUGGCAGCCCACUGUUCCUAACACUAGGAUGGGUCAAAUGCAGAAUUCUCGAAUUUCCCCACGGGGAUUAAUAAAAGUAUAUCAUUCUUUCUUUCUUUUACUGUAUAUUUCAGUUUGCCUUUAAGAUCUUACUUAUUUUAGUUGCACUUUAUUUGGGUGUGGGAAUAAUCGAUGCCAGUUCAUCUAUUGAUAUGGACAAAGUAUUUUCAGAACUGCACAAUCUUUGUAAACCAACCAUUUUACAGCAGGGUCUGCAUCUGUAAACAACCAUGUGCCAUCUCAAUCUAAAAAUAUAAGUGUUUAGUAAAUGAAAACAUGUUUACUCAUCAGAAACUGGCUUAAAGGAAACUGCAGCUUUAAAAAAAUACCUUAAAUCUGCAAUACCUUAAAGUUUUUCUACAGACAGUUUUAACAUGAUACUUGGUCUUCCUCCUCAUUCCUAAAAGACAAACAUUGUUGAUUUAUUAAGUCUAUGUUGGUGAAGGAAAACAUAUUUUGUGAUGAAUGAAACUACUCUGUUGUUCAGUAUUACUCAAGUAAAGUUUUGUGCAUAAGAAGAAA